Sander lucioperca (pikeperch) is the source of this 1365-nucleotide messenger RNA. Its product is annotated as bromodomain-containing protein DDB_G0280777-like. Gene Ontology annotation, molecular function: protein binding. Bases 1 to 1218 code for a protein of 405 amino acids. The transcript has 17 exons. NCBI's taxonomy places the organism in Eukaryota, Metazoa, Chordata, Actinopteri, Perciformes, Percidae. The record is from RefSeq and is a predicted model, not a curated record.
AUGGUGAAACGUGAUGAGAAGGCUCCCUCCGUUCCUCCCCUGGCCUCGGAGGAGCUACUGCUGCUGGAGCUGCUUCUCCGUCUGCUUCCACAGCUGAAGCUGCAGAUCACGCAUCAAACAUCCAGGUCCCCCCAAGUGAAAGUACCGAUUUAUCAGAAGACUUUUCCUCAAGACAUCUACGCUGCGCUGAGAGAGAUGACCGCCUCGUUGGUUCAACUGAAGGCUGACAUGAGAUUCCUGCAGACUCAAGAACCAGCAGCACAGCAGAAGACUGAAGUGGACAAGCUGAAGCAACAACAGCUAGAACAAGCAGCACAGCAGAAGACUGAAGUGGACAACCUGAAGCAACAACAGCUAGAACAAGCAGCACAGCUGAAGACUGAAGUGGACAAGCUGAAACAACAACUUCAAGAACAAGCAGCACAGCAGAAGACUGAAGUGGACAAGCUGAAGACUGAAGUCGACAAGCAGAAGACUGAAGUGGAGAAGCUGAAGACUGAACUGGAGAAGCUGAAUAAACAACAGCUAGAACAAGCAGCACAGCAGAAGACUGAAGUGGACAAGCAGAAGACUGAAGUGGACAAGCAGAAGACUGAAGUGGACAAGUUGAAACAACAACAGCUAGAACAAGCAGCACAGCAGAAGACUGAAGUGGACAAGCUGAAGCAACAACAGAUAGAACAAGCAGCACAGCUGAAGACUGAAGUGGACAAGCUGAAACAACAACAGCUAGAACAAGCAGCACAGCAGAAGACUGAAGUGGACAAGCUGAAGACUGAAGUGGACAAGCUGAAGCAACAACUGCAAGUCCGACAGGUUGCAUUCUCAGCCUCUCUGGUGGUUGCAGGCAUAUCACGUAUUGGACCCGUUCCCUCGGAGACUACCCUGAUCUACAAAUACGUCCCCACCAACAUUGGAAAUGCCUACAACUCAAACUCAGGUGUGUUCACUGCCCCGGUGAGAGGAGCGUACCACUUUGAGUGGCAUUUCAAUGGAGACACCAGCCAGGGUUCAGCUGGUUGGUUGGUCAAGAAGUCAGAGAAAGUUUUCGCGGUAUUCGAGCAGCAGGGGACCGGUUUUAUGAGUGCUUCUAAUGGUGUUACUCUGUUGCUGGAGGUGGGAGACGUCGUGUUUGUGCGUCUGACGGCUGGCAGUGUGGUGUUUGACAACUUCAAUCACCACACCACCUUCAGUGGUCAUCUGCUGUUCACCAUGUAAGACAGAAACAGCAGCUCUGUGAUAGUCACACAGGUUGUUGUUGUCUUAAACAAGUCUUCAUAGCUCUUCAUAGAUUUGAUCUGAUUUCAUCUGCAUCCAAAUAAUAAUAAGUAAUAAUUGUAGACAGGGAUCUUUUUUCCUUCAAAU